Messenger RNA from Oncorhynchus kisutch (coho salmon), 650 nucleotides. Its product is annotated as epsin-2-like. NCBI's taxonomy places the organism in Eukaryota, Metazoa, Chordata, Actinopteri, Salmoniformes, Salmonidae. The record is from RefSeq and is a predicted model, not a curated record. The coding region runs from base 1 to 501 and encodes 166 amino acids. The transcript has 3 exons.
AUGUCUGAGUCAAUAAGUGAUGGUCGGGGUCUCUCCUCCCUAACUAGUGGUACCGGGGACCUGUUUGACCCUCUGCCCAACAGGAAGACCCCAGAGUCCUUCCUGGGUCCUAAUGCAGCAUUGGUGAACCUGGACUCACUGGUCACCAAGCCUCCUCAGCCUGCUCCUAUUGUCAACCCCUUCCUCGCUGCCGCAGGAGCCGCCCCUGUAGCCGCCCCCCAGGCCAACCCCUUCCAGAUGGGCCAGCCUAACCCCCCUACCCUAAACCAGAUGAGGGUCAGCCCUAUGCCAGGCCUGAGUCUGGGAGGGGGAGCAGGGUUCAGCAGCUUGUCCUCCAUGGUAGACCCUCUGCCCCCCCUGACGGGCCACAUGGUGCCCGGGGUUGGAGGGAUGGGUGGUUUCCCGGCCUCUAUGCCUCUGACCCAGCCCCUCUUCGGCUCAGCUCUGCCCCCCACAGCUGGCACACAGCCCCCUGGGACCACUAACCCCUUCUUGUUGUGAGGAACGCCUCAACUACACCCCCCCCCCCCCCCCCAACCACCCCCUUCAAGACAACACCCCUGGACUCCUCUCCUGUCUUUCCACCCCCCCCCUCUCCUCUUCCUCUCUCUUCCUCUCUCCUCUUCCUCUCUCCUCUUCCUCUCUCCUCU